AUAGAUGGUUUGCUCAAUCACAAAUCAUCACAAGAACAAAAACAACACAUAAAGAAAAGAGUUUAUAGGAAAGGGGAGAGAAACCUUAUCUUCCACCUAAAGAUCAUCUAAGAGUUUCUUUUCAAGUCUUCAAGCCAAACCAUUGAAGAAGAAGAAACCAUUCAAGGAAGCAUCAUUUCUACAAUGAGUGGAGCAUCAUUUCCUGCUAAUUUGCCAUCUAUGGUCUCUAUUGUUCUGAUCCUCACUGGAACCAACUUCUCAGAAUGGAAAGAGAAAGUUGAGUUCACAUUAGGAGUACUAGAUAUGGAUUUGGCACUUCGUGAAGAAGAGCCAGAUCCCUUAACUAUAAUUAGUACUGAGGAAGAAAAGGCUCUCCAUAAAGCUUGGGAGAAAGCGAACAGAUUAAGCAUGAUGUUUUUAAAAAUGACCAUAGCUAGCAAUAUUAAAACUUCCCUUCCAAAUGCAGAUAAAGCUAUAGAUUAUGUAGCAGCUAUAGAAGAACGGUUUAAGACUGCAGACAAAUCCCUUGCAGGGAAACUUAUGGCAGAUCUUACAACCAUUAAGUAUGAUGGGACCAUGUCUAUGCAUGAACAUUGUAUUGAAAUGACCAACCUUGCGGCUAAACUAAAGAAUUUAGGAAUGAGUAUCAAUUAUAAUGCAAUUGAUGAAAGGUGGACAUCUAAUGAAUUGGCUAAUAAACUAGUCCAAGAGGAGGCUAGACUUGGUCGUGAAGGAAUUAAAGUUUCCCAUCAUGUUCAAGGAGCUGGACCUAAAGUUGGGUUUGGGCAUAAAAAGAGCCAUCAAAGAGCACAACCCACAAUGAACGAUUCCGAUCAAGUUAAUCCGAAGAAAAAGGCAAAGAAAGAUUACAGGUGCAACUUUUGUAAAAAGGUUGGACACUUUCAGAAAGAUUGCCCUAAAAGAAGAGAAUGGUUCGAAAAGAAAGGGAUUCCUUACGAUCCAGACCAUAAAUUCAAGUGAAAACUACUUACUGAUGGGAAAUCGAGACAAGGCACCAGUUGAAGCUGUUGGCACCUAUCGUCUCAUUUUAGAUGGUAGAUUUU
Camelina sativa (false flax) is the source of this 1064-nucleotide messenger RNA. Lineage: Eukaryota; Viridiplantae; Streptophyta; Magnoliopsida; Brassicales; Brassicaceae. The record is from RefSeq and is a predicted model, not a curated record.